AUGUAUAGUUAUUUAAAAACAGUGACAUCAAUUUCGGCAAAUGAACUAGUUUUUUUAUUAAAAUCAAUAGUAUAUCAUAAAAAGACAAAGGAACUUGGUGAAUUUUUUAUUAAUGAGGUUAUUUCAGUUUCGUUUUCAAAUUUUAAAAUUAUAGAAUUGGUUAAUACAAUAUUGGAAUAUAACGAUUUAGAAAUGUUAAAGUAUCUGUUAAAGAAAUUAAGUUUAGAAGAUCAACAUCAUGUAAAUAGUGAAUUUAUAGAAAUUUAUGGAUAUAAAAUUAAAAAGGAGAAUAUUGAAAACUAUGUAAAGGGGACAAAGUUUUUUAAUUUAGGAUCGACUUUAGAUGAAUUCAUUAUUCAAGGCUUUAUAUCUAUGGGAAAUAAAUCAAAUGUUCAAGAAUGUAUUAUUAAAAGUCGAAAAGUUGCGGAAUUUUUAGCCACCAACUACAACAACUGCGGUUUUACUUUUAGAUUUAGCAUAGGUUGUUUAAUGAACAAUUUAUCAAAUAAACAAGUAUUUGGAAAUAUACCUAUUCAAUGGCAUACAUUUGGCCCAAUUACCAGCAUUGAAAAACUAAACUACUUUAGGGAGCAAGGUUAUCAGCUUUUUGACACCUGCUUUGAAGAUUCAUUUAACGGUGAUUUAAAUCUUUUAGUAGAAUUUUACAAAUACACAAAUUCAAUACCAUCAUUUCAAACUUUGUUAAAUCUGGCAACUCUAGGCUAUUUUGACAUGGUACAAUAUAUUUUAACCACAUAUCCAAAUACAUAUGCACUUCAUGAAUUGGUCACAGUUUUACAACAUUGUCUACAACAAAAAGAGAUCAUUAGAACCAUCAAUACUCUUUCGAAAGCCAUUACAAAUAGGCGAAUUCUUAAAGGCCGAACUUCUAUACCUCUCAACUUUGAAAAUAGAAAAGUUUUUUUUUCAGCUCUCAACAAAAUCCCAAACUUAAUCGAAGAAUUGGAAAGUUCAGGUAAAAUAGAUCCGUUUUACUAUAGCAGUUUUAAUUGUGGUGAGACUACCCAUGCCCAAUACCUAAAUCCUCAAAACCUCACCAUUUAUAUUCCAAAACACCUGUUUAAAGAAGUUGACUCCUCAAUUCAAAAAAUUGUGAAUAAAUACAGGAAGAACACCAACGAAUAUUUAGAGUUUAUUUUCAGCUAUGAUCCUUUACAAAAAACAAAUUUAGACAUUCAUUUCAAAAUGUUUUUGUUUUUAAUUUAUCAUGAUGUAAUAACAACCAAAAGUAUCAAAAGAUUAAUCAUAAUUGCAAUUAGAAAGAAUUUACCAUUAAUCAUAGAUUUAGUUUUAAUGAUAGGCCCUUUCAAAAAACAAGGAUUUAAAAACCUAUACAGUUUAUCAAAUAUAUCUUUAUCAAGCUAUUUAAAUGAAGUUCAUUAUUUAAUAUUUUUCCACACUCUAGAAGUAUUGGGAAUGCUACAUAGACAACCAAUCUCAGCUAACUUUGAUUAUUUUAAUGACAACAACACAAACCAUCUAUCAAUAAUUCAGUAUUUAGUCGAUAUUAAUUACCAAUACUAUAAUGAACAUUCAAAUCAAUUUAGUUUUGUUCGCAAUGCCAAAGAAAAUAAGGUUAUUAAAUAUUUUACUUUACCACAUCCCAUAAAAAUAUAUUUGAAAAAUGUUGGUUUAUUAGGCUUAAAUUGUUUAGAUUCCAAGGAUACCAAUAAUGAUAUAAUUCAAAUUAAAGAUUCAAAUGAAAACCGUGUCAAUUUCGAUUUAAAGUUUGAGUUAUAA
Molecule: messenger RNA, 1761 nt
Organism: Dictyostelium purpureum
Lineage: Eukaryota; Evosea; Eumycetozoa; Dictyosteliales; Dictyosteliaceae
Exons: 2
Coding region: 1-1761 (586 amino acids)
Source: RefSeq, a predicted model, not a curated record